AUGCGUCUCAAUACUUGGAUCCCGGCGCUGCUACCACUAGUUGCAGCUAGUUCUAUACCUCGGGGAACGGAAUUCGCACGCCGUCAACUGCCUAAAGAGCCUACAGGUGUUAAGACAAUCACCACGGCUAAUAAUGUCACUAUCCGUUAUAAGGAACCCGGGAAAGAGGGUGUCUGUGAGACUACUCCCGGUGUUAACUCAUAUGCAGGUUACGUGGACCUAGCAGAGAAUGUCCAUACUUUCUUUUGGUUCUUCGAGGCUCGUCAUAACCCAGAGACUGCACCAAUCACACUUUGGCUUAAUGGAGGUCCUGGUAGUGACUCGUUGAUUGGACUUUUUGAAGAGUUGGGUCCAUGCCAUGUUAAUGAAUCUUAUGAGACUUAUCUGAAUCCUCAUUCAUGGAAUGAGGUUUCUAACAUGCUGUUCAUUUCCCAGCCUCUGGGUACUGGAUUUUCAUACUCGGAGGAGGGAGAGGGUUCGCUCAACCCAAUUACCGGCUCUUUUGAGCCGGCCGAUGUCGCAGGCGUUCAGGGUCGCUACCCAGUGAUCAAUGCCACUAUGAUUGAUACGACCAACCUCGCCGCUGAGGCAACUUGGGAAGUCCUGCAGGGAUUCCUGGGAGCAUUGCCCAAGUUGGAUUCGAAGAUCAAAUCAAAGAGCUUCAAUCUCUGGACUGAGAGCUAUGGAGGACACUAUGGACCGGCUUUCUUCGACCAUUUCUAUGAGCAAAAUGAGAAGAUUGCCAAUGGUACCGUGGAAGGUGUUCAACUGGAUUUCAAUACUUUGGGUAUCAUUAAUGGAAUCAUUGAUGAGGCUAUCCAAGCUCCUCACUAUCCUGAAUUUGCUGUCCACAACACCUAUGGCAUCAAGGCUGUCAAUGAAACUGUCUACAACUAUAUGAAAUUCGCCAACUCAAUGCCUAAUGGCUGUCAAGACCAGGUCGCAACAUGCAAAGCAACUAAUCGUACCUCUCUGUCAGACUACGCUCUAUGCACAGAAGCAGCCGAUAUGUGCCGUGACAACGUCGAGAGUCCGUACUAUUAUUUCAGUGGCCGUGGCGUAUAUGAUAUCCGUCAUCCAUACGAAGACCCGACCCCUCCAAGUUACUUCGAGCAAUACCUCGCCAAAGACUCCGUGAUGAACGCCAUUGGCGUAGAUCUCAACUAUACAAGCUCCAACGAUGAAAUCUACUUCGCCUUCCAACAAACGGGUGACUUCGUCUGGCCGAACUUCAUUGAGGAUCUAGAAGAUAUCCUUACCCGUCCUGUUCGUGUUGCUCUGAUCUACGGUGACGCAGAUUACAUCUGUAACUGGUUCGGUGGACAGGCUAUCUCCCUUGCAACGAAGUAUAAGCAUAGUAAGGAAUUUGCAAAAGCGGGUUACGCACCUUUCCUUGUGGAUGGAGUUGAAUAUGGCGAAACGCGUGAAUAUGGGAACUUUUCUUUCACCAGGGUUUAUGAGGCUGGUCAUGAGGUUCCUUAUUAUCAGCCUGUCGCUGCUUUGCAACUUUUUAAUCGCACGCUGAAUGGUUGGGAGUUGCCUAAGGGUGAGAAGAAGUUGACGCCGGAUUUUGGUUCUAGUGGUCCUGCCACUGCGACGCAUACGGAGUCCUCUGUUGCGUUGCCUACUAGCACUACCAGUGGUUCAAGUUGA
Molecule: messenger RNA, 1653 nt
Organism: Penicillium malachiteum
Lineage: Eukaryota; Fungi; Ascomycota; Eurotiomycetes; Eurotiales; Aspergillaceae
Product: S10 family peptidase
Exons: 8
Coding region: 1-1653 (550 amino acids)
Biological process (GO): proteolysis
Cellular component (GO): fungal-type vacuole
Molecular function (GO): serine-type carboxypeptidase activity
Source: RefSeq, a predicted model, not a curated record